This is a messenger RNA of Kickxella alabastrina, 1458 nucleotides long. RefSeq lists its product as uncharacterized. The transcript is spliced from 2 exons. NCBI's taxonomy places the organism in Eukaryota, Fungi, Kickxellomycota, Kickxellomycetes, Kickxellales, Kickxellaceae. Bases 292 to 1101 code for a protein of 269 amino acids. The record is from RefSeq and is a predicted model, not a curated record.
UUUGAAAAUUUUGGUUUUGGCCGGCUGUUCCGGGCGCAUAGAAUCGAUGUGCAAUGGAUUCCUACAUGCUCACAAAACGCGAUCGCAGUGUAGUGCAACUUCAGGUGCAUUAAUUGCGCCAGUUGCCUCGGCAGUACGCAGUAAGGGCAGGGGGAGGGGCCAGCUCGACAGAAGCUUGCGUUUCCAUACUGCUGUUACUUUUGAGAUGAGGAGGCGAGCAAACAAACUCGCACGCAGUAAUCAGGACUUUUAGUAGUAAGAAAGAAGGCUUACUCCUGCUGAAAACAAGCAAUGUGGCAAGCAAGGUCUUUUCGGAUCCACUUAUCUGCCUCUGGCAGCAAGGAGCAUGAGCAGUGCGCGGCAGAAUUGCGGCUGUGUCACCACGCCUUGAUACUUAAUCAAAAACUGGCGUCUCCCCCUCUCCCUUUGUCUCCUAUUAUUGUGACCAUCAGACAAGCGGGCAAAGCGGUGGGAAAUGCGACCUUUAAAUCCUUCUCAAAAGAAACAAAGAAUCCUGUGCUUUCAGAUGUGCAAAUAUUGGAUUCAAGGCUGCUUGCAGAUGGGAAUCGCAGGGACCUUCCACUUUUCCAUUACUUUUGGCCCUCGUCGCCAACAAAUUCAAGAGUGCUCAAUAGAAAUUCUUUCGAAUUCGAACUCACUCCAUUGAAUCUGCAACAGCGGCAGUCAGUCGAUCGCAGCGCUACAACUGGAAUCACAAACAACGGUUUACCGAACAAUACCCCAUUGGACAAUAAAAUCAACGAAAUGAGAGGCGGUCACUACACAAACAGCGUUGCUACCACUGCCGCCAGUGGUAAUGGCCGGCGAAAUAGCAUUUUUCGUCGAAGCGACGGCGAUGACAACAUCCGUGUCUCGACUCCAGACCAGCCGCUUCUGGAUACCAGGGAAUCUCGGAGCAGCUCGAUGGACGCAGACAGCGACCUGCAGCGGCGGCUGUCGUCGGUGUCUUCAUCGGGCGAGAUGACCGAGUUUGAGCGCGCCUUAGGUCAGAGCCAGCGCGGAUACCAGGUCCUGGCUUUGGUGUGUGCCUUGCUUAUUUCAGGUAAGACCUUGGUGUGGUUUUUGUGCUAUGCCCUUUGAAAGCAUAUUUGUCAAGAUGACUGCGCAAACGACGUGGGGGUGGUGCCUUUUUUUACAGCGGGAAGGGUCACAACGCAGUGGGUGAUAUGCAGGGGAUUAGUUGCUUUUGUAGCCAAACAAACUACCCAAACGAAGCCAAGGUUGUGUGUGCGGGGGAAAUAUUAAGCGGAUGAGCAAUUUCCCCAGGGUUGGCCGCUGUAACGGAUAAAGAGCGCCUGUCAUUUUGGCAGUCAGCAGCAUCCGAUUGACACAGGGUUCCCCCGCUGUCCCUGUUUUAAUGGACUUUCCGGCCGGUCAGAUGCCGCUGCUGCUUCGGCUUCUGGAAUUGCCGCUGCGGUUUACUCCUUAAUUGCAGCC